Molecule: messenger RNA, 645 nt
Organism: Perkinsus marinus ATCC 50983
Lineage: Eukaryota; Perkinsozoa; Perkinsida; Perkinsidae
Exons: 5
Coding region: 1-645 (214 amino acids)
Source: RefSeq, a predicted model, not a curated record
AUGGUGUGCAAGCCUUUGUUCAAGCGCGAUGGAGAUGUGUGUGUGAGAGAUGAACGAUUGUAUAUGGCGUCACAUCACAUGGCAGCCUCUCUAGCUGAGCACCUAGCGGAGCGUCGGGGGGAUUAUGAAUGUUAUAAAACUCGUUAUCAACUUGACCAGGACGAGGCUAAAAGAUAUCUCCGUGUAAAAUGUUGGGAGGCGAGAAGACUUGGGAAUAAGGACUUCGAAGCGGCAUUUAAAUUGAUGCUAUCGGAGUCGUUACCCUCUGAGUUUGGCAAUCAAGUUGUUCACACUGCUGGGGGCACUUUCUGGUCGUUGAAGUCGUCGAAGAGAAUUCAUUGUCAAAUCGUGGAAGCGAUGGAAAUGUGGUCGAACAGGAGAUGGGCCCGCAAGUCAGCUCUCGAAGCGGUGACGGCGUGUACUCGUCUUGGCAGUGAUGGGAGUAUUAGAGGCAUCCGAGUUCGCGACUUAGCCGUUGAAGUCUUGCAUUGGCCUGAGGGGAAAGUACGUACGUAUAUGGACGAGCUCGCUAAGGAGGAGGCGGACGUGCAGUCUUCGGGAGAUGGGGAGUAUUGGUCGGAUGCUGCGGUGAAGCGACUGGUGGCAACGAGUAAGGAGGGAGGGAGAGGCUAUCGCAUGUUUUGA